This is a messenger RNA of Mercenaria mercenaria, 3066 nucleotides long. Its product is annotated as heterogeneous nuclear ribonucleoprotein Q-like. The coding region runs from base 293 to 1948 and encodes 551 amino acids. The record is from RefSeq and is a predicted model, not a curated record. Gene Ontology annotation, molecular function: mRNA binding. Lineage: Eukaryota; Metazoa; Mollusca; Bivalvia; Venerida; Veneridae. The transcript has 10 exons. Gene Ontology annotation, cellular component: ribonucleoprotein complex; nucleus.
GGAAAGUUAGUAUUGGGUUUGUGCAUCCGGCCGCUUUCAAGCGUGGGUAAGAUCCAGUCAGAAACUGUUGGACCUAAAAAGUCUCCGUAGAGCAGAAUUUGGAUGUUGGUUUGUCACAAGAGGCUGUUGCCAACUGAAGUCCAGAUGUAGACUUGAUGCACACACUUCCCUGAGGCUUCAGAAAGAAGUAACGUUCAUGUGUUAAACUCCAUGAAGAGUGUCGGAAACUUACCUGAACGCUUAUAUGAGAAAGAAUUUCUAUUAAAAGUGGUGUUAACGAAGAUAUCUCAAGAUGCAGAUGGCAGAUGGUGAGGUGAUGGAGGUGAGUCAGACAGAUUUAAAUCUGCCAAAAGAACCAGAGAAAACAGAAGAGGAGUUACAGUGGGAGGAUAAUGUGCGGACUACUCCACAGUUUCAGGAAUUCCUACAAGAUAACUUAGAAGAAGCAGUGAUAUUUGAGAUCUUCAAGCUUGUUGAACGUGGUUUCCUAGAACUUGAAGAUAUUGACGAGACUGUACGAAAAGCUUUGACAAGGUUUACGAAGAAGCAGGGUGUGCAGUUCUUCAAGGUGUUGGCCAACAAAGAUCUGAGUCACAUUGCUCGAAAAGCUCCCUACAUCUGUGCCCAGACAAAGAUUUUUGGAUACUAUGUGAAGAACCAUGCCACAAUCUUCAAUGGACCUAACCAAGCAAAAGUUGAUGAAUUGUUAGCCCAGACUGGUUAUCCUCUCAAAGUUACUCAAGGUCAGAGAUGUUAUGGCCCGCCACCAGAUUGGGAAGGGGAGGCGCCAGAACAUAGAGAAAUUUCUGUAAGCAAAAUUCCAUCAGACUGGUAUGAAGAUAAAUUGGUCCCAGUCUUCACAAGGUUUGGGAAGAUAUUUGAGCUGCGCAUCAUGGUUGACAAUAUAACUGGACUGACGAGAAAUUUCUGCUUUAUCAAGUACUGCGAUGACGAGGAAAAUGAGCGGGCACUGAGAAAACUGGAUGAAUUGAUGAUUGAUGAGGGUAUGACACUGAAAGCUAACUUCUCAUCUUGUAACAAACGCAUCUUUGUUGGCAACGUUCCAAAAACAGAGACAGCCGAGGCCUUAAAACAGACUUUCGGCGAAUAUGUAGAAGGUAUAACAAAUGCAGAAGUGUUUGUAAGUGAAGAAAAAGAAGCCAUGGGACACAAGAAUAGAGGUUUCUGUUUCCUCGAGUUUAAAAAUCAUGGUCUGGCUGCGGAGGGCAAAAAAGUACUCGCUGGUAUUGGACCUAGGCUGUUUGAAGGGAACAUGUUGAAAGUAGAAUGGUGCGAACCCCAGUACGAGCCGUCAUCUCAAGAAAUUUCCAAGGUGAAGGCCUGUCACGUCAGCAACCUCUCCACAGAGGUCACGGAGGAGAUGCUACGUAAGAAGUUUGAGGCAUAUGGUAAACUGUUCCAUGUCCAGAAAGUACGCGAUUACGCUUUUGUUCAUUUUGAGGAAAGAGAUGACUGUUUAAGGGCCAUCGAGGAAGCAAAUGAGACAGAAUUAGGUGGACUUAUAAUCACGUGUCGUAUUUCAACCUCAGGACCAUUGAAGAGGAAAAUUAAGCGUCAAAACGAGAAAGCAAGAAUGAGAGGCGAGUUUGGGUUUGGAAAGAGGAAAGAAAGGCAAGCCCCUCCACCUCCAAGACAGAGAAAUGAUGGGUACCAGAACAGGAGAGGAGGUUAUGGCGGGGGAGGUGGUUACAGAUCAGGAGGUGGGGGUGGUUACGGAGGAGGGGGUGGGGGUGGUUACGGAGGAGGCGGUGGGGGUGGCAGAUUUGGAGGAGGGGGCGGUGGUUAUGGUGGUGGCCGUAGCGGCGGUGGUGGUUACGGCGGAGGUGGAUAUAGCGCCGGAAUGAAACGUAGGUACGAUGACAGAGAUGACCGUUACGGAAAUUACGGAGGUGGAUAUUCUGGAGGUUAUAAACAGGCGCGCUAUUAAUAAACUUGUUUUUAUGGGGAUUUAUCUUGUACUAGAAUGACCAAGUGAAAAGAGGAUCAGAUUUCAACGACUGAAAAUAUUGGCUUAUGUCUGCAGUUGCCUUUUUAGAAAAGAUUAAGCAAUUGUUUGGUAUGUUAGAUUAUGAUGGUGAAGAAGGAAAACAUGUUGUUGAAGAAAUUUUAAAGUUCCCUUAAAGGGACUAGAAAAUCUGUGUAUGUAUGAACAAGAGAGAUGUUAAGUACUUCAACCGUUGAUCAAAGUUGAUCAGUGGAACUUUAGAGCUUUCUUUGAUGAUUGUCUCUUUAUGUUGUGUUUAUGAUGCUCCAUUUCCAUGCCUUUCUUGCACAUGAAGGUUCAAUAAUCCACCUUUAAUGGGCAUAUUGAAAUAACAAAUAGUGUGGAAAUGUGAAUGAUUGUCAUAUAGAAUGGAAUACACGCCCUAUGAGUUGCCAACUGAUAUACGUCACACAGAAUUUUGAAAUAAAAUUGUGGACAAAGCUUAUUGAAUACAUUGUGCAACUUCUAAAUCACAAGUUCUCUGUCAACAUGCAUGAUAUAGUGAAUAAACUAUAUAACAGUUUUAUAUGGUUUUGUAGGUUUUAAGUCGUACACCAGUUAAUUUACCAAUUUAGGUUUAUGUAUUUUCCCAUUUGUGUUCAAUUUAUAUGGCUUGAUUAGCAUGACAACCGUAGUUCAAAAUACAUAAUCGAUGAAAUAGAAUUCAGCAAGAUAAUCUUUUAAUAUAGUCAAACUUCGUUCGCUUGAACUCUGGAUAUCUCUAUCACAGUAAAAUCCCAAUAAAAUGUAUACUGUUAUUGUUAAAUAUGUUUCAAUAAUAAAAAGCUGCAAAACUGCUUUUUUCAUGCUUUAAACAUAAACAGUGUUGUUAAAAUCAACUUACUGAUGCUUUAAAGGCAUAACCACCUUAUUUGUAUUUUUGACACAAAAAUAAUUUCCAAAAACUCUCACUUAAUAAAAAAAAAAUUCCGACCUACCUACCCUAGUUACCAGAAACAAAGAAUUUUUUUUUUAAGCCUUAGUUCUUGUUAAAGAAAUAGCGCAUUAAAGAAUUACAAUGUCAGAGAUCAUAUUGCUUCACUGAAAAUAAAAUCAGCAAA